Messenger RNA from Charadrius vociferus (killdeer), 3548 nucleotides. It is a transcript of the gene IFT81, whose product is annotated as intraflagellar transport 81. NCBI's taxonomy places the organism in Eukaryota, Metazoa, Chordata, Aves, Charadriiformes, Charadriidae. The transcript is spliced from 18 exons. The coding region runs from base 174 to 2204 and encodes 676 amino acids. Gene Ontology annotation, cellular component: centrosome; cilium; intraciliary transport particle B. The record is from RefSeq and is a predicted model, not a curated record. Gene Ontology annotation, biological process: cilium assembly; intraciliary transport. Gene Ontology annotation, molecular function: tubulin binding.
CGAGGGGACGGCCGGGCCUCGCCCGGUGCCAGCGCACCGAUUCUGGGCUGCCGUGGGCCUCGCUGAGGUGGUGCCUUCAGCCGCCCUCCCGGCAGCCCCCAGCUCCCGCUCCCUGCCGAGGCCUCCUGACAGCUCUUCUGCCUUUUUUGCAGAGGUUUUUCCAGGCCACGAUCAUGAGUGAUCAAAUCCAGUUCAUUGUUGAGAAGCUCAAUCAGGAGCCCUUCAGGAAGAACUACAAUUUAAUCACGUUUGACUCCUUAGAGUCAACGCAGCUGUUGCAGCUGCUCAAUGAUGUUCUGGGGGAGAUUGACCCAAAGCAUGCUGUUGACAUUAGAGAGGAGCUGCCGGAACAAACAGCUAAAAGAAUGUUGAGUCUCCUUGGUAUCCUUAAAUACAAACCUCCAGGAAGUAUAUCAGACUUGAGUACAUUUCGCCAAGGGUUAGUUACUGGAAGCAAACCUGUAAUUCAUCCUGUCUUACAUUGGCUUCUUCAGAGGACCAAUGAACUCAAGAAAAGAGCUUACCUGGCACGUUUCUUAGUAAAAUUGGAAGUGCCAGCGGAGUUCCUACAGGAUGAUACUGUGGCUGACAUCAACAAACAGUAUGAAGAACUGAUGGAAGCAUUUAAAAACCUACAUAAGGAGUGCGAGCAGCUCAAAACAUCUGGUUUAUCUACUGCAGAAAUAAGAAGGGACAUCAGUGCAAUGGAAGAGGAGAAAGAUCAACUCGUCAAAAGAGUAGAGCGUCUUAAGAAGAGGGUGGAGACAGUACAAAAUCAUCAACGAAUGCUUGAAAUAGCAAGACAGCUUCGCUUAGAAAAAGAGCGAGAAGAAUCUUUGGCUCAACAGAAACAAGAACAAAAAAAUCAGUUGUUCCAUGCAGAGCAGAGACUGCAAAGAGCACAGCUCCAGCUGAAAGAGAUGCAUCAUGCAGUAGUGGAUUCAAAACCUGAAAGUUUAAUGAAGAAACUAGAAGAAGAGAUAAAUUUCAAUUCAUACAUGGUUACUGAAAAAUUACCUAGAGAGCUUGAAAGUAAGAAGAACUCAGCAUAUUUCUUACAAAAGGUGGUUGCAGAGCCAGCUAUGAGUCAAUCUGAUCUCAAUGUACUUGAAAUCAAGAUAAAUGAAAUAAAUGCACAAAUAAAUCAGCUUAUUGAGAAAAGAAUGAUGAAGUAUGAGCCAAUUGAUAGUAAAUUUUCCAUGUAUCGCCAACAGGCAUCUAUAAUUUCCCGGAAAAAGGAAGCCAAGGCCGAAGAACUUCAGGCUGCUAAGGAAGAGAUGUCCAGCACUGAAAGGCAGAUGCUACAGAAGACCAGUCAGGCCCAUGAGUUAGAAGGCUCUGAAGUUCUGAAAGGGGAUGAGUUUAAACACUACGUUAAUAAGCUCCGGAGCAAGAACACAUUUUAUAAAAAGAAGCGACUGGAAAUAGCAGAAAUUACAGCUGAGUAUGGUAUCCUCCAGAGGACAGAAGAACUUCUAAAACAGCGCCACGAGGCUAUUCAGCAGCAGUUGCAAGCUAUUGAAGACAAGAAAGGUAUUUCUGGAUACAGUUACACCCAGGAGGAGCUGGAAAGAGUAUCUGCAGUAAAGAGUGAAAUGGAUGAAAUGAAAGGCCGAACACUAGAUAACAUGUCUGAAAUGGUAAAAAAGCUGAACACUAUGGUAGCAGAGAAGAAGGCAAGCCUAGCUCCUGUUAUCAAAGAACUGAGACAGUUGCGUCAAAAGUGCCAGGAAUUAACUCAAGAAUGUGAUGAAAAAAAAAUCCAAUACGACAGCUGUGCAGCGGGGUUAGAGAGCAAUCGCUCUACACUGGAACAGGAAGUGAAAGGACUUCUGGAGGAGUGUGUUCAGGAAGAAAACAACUACCGUUAUAUUAACUGCAUGAAAAGGAAUCUAGAAAUACAGCUGCAGCGUGCUAAAGAAGAAAUGAAGGCAUACGUCUCCGCAGACCCACAGGAGAGACGAAAGGCAAUUCGAGAACAGUAUACACGAAUGAUCCUUGAACAAGAAAACCUUGGGAAGAAAUUACGAGAAAAGCAGAAAGUUGUACGGGAAAGUCACGGGCCAAAUAUGAAGCAAAUUAAAAUGUGGCAGGAUUUUGAGCAGUUAAUGGAAUGUAAGAGAGAAUGUUUUCUGAAACAACAAAAUCACACAGCCAUUGGUCAAGUCAUUCAGGAAGGAGGUAAAGAUAGGCUGGUGUUAUGAAUUCUUUCUUCUACCAACAUGAAGUAGGAAGACUGUGUUGGCUUCCUAAAGGUAACCUCGUACUAAAUAUCGUUGCUUUCAUCAUUUCUACAUGUAUUUGUUGUACAUCAUUUGUUUUUGGCGAAUAAACAAAAAGCAACUAACCACUCUACAAAGCUUUUCCUCCAUCGUUUCAGUGACAUAACAUGGUUAGGAAGAUCAGUUAUCAAGAGCUGCACUAGGGUGAACCUCGUCGUAAAUCUUUUGGUUUAUGAGGCUGGGAAUGGCAUGCAUCUGCAGAGAGAUCAAAGGAAAAGAAAUCCUUCUCCAGGGUCACAGAAAACUUGGGUAAUUGCUGUGUUCCUUAUUCUGUAUCACUAAGGUUACGUUUUUGCAAGGCCUGGGACUUGAUAUUGUGUAAUUGUGACCCUCCUGGCUUGGCCCUCUCCUUCCCUAUUGUCUUUAUUCAUCUAGUGUGACUGGCAAGAAUGGAGCCAUUUUCGCUCUGAGCUGCGCAGACCUUGCCUGCACACUCCUAGUCAUACUUUCCUUGCACGGUUGAAUUAAACUGAUUGUGCUUCCAGGAGACAGUUCAUUGCUACAGCGUCGGGAAUAGGUUCUGAGAACAAUUACUUGGACACUGAGAUUUUUCCGUUAUCUUUUUGUUGUUGUUUUUAACAAAUGUAUUUUCCUUAUACCUUCUUCUAUUUCUUCUGAGUUGCCCAUGAGAAAGUGUAAACGGUGGUCGACUAAAAGCUUUCUCCACUGAGGACAUUUUGUGCUGUUUUGUCUCUGCAGCAGGUUCCAAAGUGAUUACACUACCCAAAGAGGGUCGUCCCAGGGAUGGAGGGAUAUUGAUGGAUGUAAACAUGGCAGAGUGGCUCUUGCAUAUGUUGGGGUGUGCAAAACAGGGAGACAGGCAAGGCUGCCCUGUACUCCGGCUUUGACCUGUGAGCUACAGGCAACUGUCACUGCCCUUAAAAUUGCAUCAUGAGACCCAGGGUAGAGGAAUGUAGGUGAGGCUCGAAACUGUCCCCCACACUUCAUCAUCUCGGAUGAGCGCCUCUUAGCCACAAACGAAGAUCAGAAGCAGAGAGAUAAGUCUGCGGGAGCAGAACUCCUGCUGUUCUUCUUUAGUCUCUUGGCUUGUUGAAUUUCUAGAUAGGUUUGGGUUUUUUUAGCUUUUCCUGCCUGAGGUAAAAUGUCUUUUCAGGACAUAAAAAAUAAUUUCGUUUUCUCUGGUGCCGAACUAUGAGAUCUUCUGCUGUUUUCUAUAUCAAGAAAGAGUAUGGUAAUUAUAUAGUUCCUAGUUUGCCUUUGCAUUAAAUAUAUUUGUUAACAGAACUAAAAUAAAAUCUGAUGACU